Sardina pilchardus (European sardine) is the source of this 1720-nucleotide messenger RNA. Its product is annotated as CD209 antigen-like protein B. Gene Ontology annotation, cellular component: plasma membrane. Gene Ontology annotation, molecular function: transmembrane signaling receptor activity. Lineage: Eukaryota; Metazoa; Chordata; Actinopteri; Clupeiformes; Clupeidae. The coding region runs from base 67 to 1077 and encodes 336 amino acids. The record is from RefSeq and is a predicted model, not a curated record. The transcript is spliced from 11 exons.
AGAGAGAGAGAAGAGAGAGAGAGUCCAUUUCUUCCCUUGUGAAAUAGAGGCUCUCUAUGUAUCAAGAUGUCUGAACAUCCACUUUAUGCGGUCGUAAACUACCACCAAAAACACAUAUCAGGUAAAACAAGCUCAGAAACCACUGAUGAUGAUGAUGCUACCUACUCAAAUAUCCACAGUCCUGCGCCAGGAAAAUCUGCCCAAGAGAACGGAGAUAGAGUGAGAGGAGGUCACUGUGUUAUCUACACCAAAGUCAGCCUCCCAAAUCAGGAUGGCGUUAAGCCCACUGCACCAACUUCCCCUGAUGACCAAUCUGCAAGAACAGCAGCAGAAGAGAGGUCCCACUGGAGAGUCCUUGUACAACCCACCGUCCUCCUGCUUCUCCUCUCCGCUCUUCUGCUUAUUGUGAUCUUUACACUCAGUGCAUUCUAUGCUUUAAGUAAAAUCUCAUAUACAAAGAGACUGUAUGCUCUUGAGAAGAAAAACAGUGAGGCACGACAACAGACUAUACACCUGCAGACGGAACUCUUGGAGAUGAACAACACACUGGUGCAGUCACAGAGUGCCCUUAGAAAUUCCUCUGAAGAGAAGACAUUGCUGUUGCAUGAACUUACCCACACUCAGAUGAACUUUACACAACUAUUGAGAAAUUGCACAGCUAUCUCCAGGGAAAGGACAGACAUCCAAACAAAACUGGAUUCUUUAAACAUUGAAGCAAGAAGAAAGUGUGCAUUUGACUGGGAGUAUUUUAAUAAGAAGUGCUACUACAUCUCCACUGAUGUGAAGAGCUGGGCUGGCAGUAGAGAUGCAUGUGUGACUAUGGGAGGACACCUGGCCAUCAUAGAGAGUGAAGGGGAGCAGACAUACAUAAAGUCCAGAAUGCAGCGCUGGCAGCAGUACUGGAUAGGACUACACUACUUGAGUGGAUGGCACUGGAUUGACAACACACGACCCGAAUCUGGGCAGUUCCAGUCACAUAACCGUUGGGAAUGCAUGCUGAUUGCCAAAUCUUCCUGGACUACAGAAAAAUGUUACUCAAAAUGGCAAUAUAUAUGUGAGAGUAAAGCUAUAGACUGACAAUAUAAGACUGUACACAGACAGUACACAAACGUCUGUGAAUUAAUCACAGAAGUCUGUGUUUAAAAAUCUUGUAUUUGCUGUUGGCAAUUUAAAGGAAGUAAACGUCAUGAUCAACCCAAAUUUGCAUAAAAUUGGGGAACUUCCAAAGCUCAGUGUCCCAAGUUCCCACCUCCUACUAGGUUUUUAUCCAAAUGCUUAUAAUGGAAACUCAACUGUCCCUCAUGGAAAAGGAAGAUACUGUGAAAGGGCGAGUUACUAUGAUUACGGUUGAUGUUUAAGUCACUGACAGAGUUCUAAAUGAGGGGGGAAGUAUUCAUGAGAAGUCACCAGACAGCCAUUUUCUGUUUUUUGUCUAUUUUCUGCCACAACAUUGACACGUUCAGGUUCAGGUUCAGGUUCUUAGCUAGAACAGGUUGUGUUGGUAAGUUCAAAGUCUAAUGCCAAGGAUGAAUAUAAUGACAUCCCUCAAAUAUCUUUUGAGAACACCAUUUAUAAAAAUGAACAACUCUGAGAGGAGGCUCAGACUUUAUGUCAGACUUAACUUGGUAGCCUAAUUGUAUUGCUGUAAGAAAAUAUGGGUAACACUUUACUUGACGGGUUCGUUCAUAACACAUUCAUAACAGCUGACAUGAACUGCACA